Molecule: messenger RNA, 3039 nt
Organism: Amaranthus tricolor (Joseph's coat)
Lineage: Eukaryota; Viridiplantae; Streptophyta; Magnoliopsida; Caryophyllales; Amaranthaceae
Product: two-component response regulator ARR2-like
Exons: 6
Coding region: 470-2440 (656 amino acids)
Biological process (GO): phosphorelay signal transduction system; cytokinin-activated signaling pathway
Molecular function (GO): DNA-binding transcription factor activity; DNA binding
Source: RefSeq, a predicted model, not a curated record
AUUUAUUCCUCUUGCUUUUAUCUUUGUUUCUCUCUCUUUCUCCUCCUCUUCACUUUCUCUCUCUACUUUUCUCCCAUCUUCUCUCGAAUUUUCAGGCAAAUCUUAACUCAUGUUUGCUUAACAACUUGAAUUUCCAUUUGGGUAUGACGAAUUUACUUCCAGAGUUUUCAAAAAAUCUGUUAUUUUACCUCAAAUAAUUUCCUAGUAGUCAAACUUAGUAAAAGCACAAUAAGAAUCUUAUACUGGGUUUCAUCAUUUCAUUUUUUUUCUAUUUCAAAGAUUCCAUUUCUCCUAAAGUUAGGAUUUCGAAAGUGGGUUUUUCCUUAAAUUAAUCCAUGCAGACCUUAAUUACGUAAUAAGUUCCUUAAUUUUUUUGGGGGUUUUUGGGAAAUUAUUUAUGGUGGGUCAAACCCCUUAAUUUGUAGGUACUAUUUUGUAUAAAUAAUAAGGUUAUUACAAUCUAGAUGAGAUGAAUUUAGGUGGUGGAUUAGUAGGAUCCAUGAAUUUAACUAGCUCUACAGUUAACCGGAAAUCAGCAGAUGAUAAUUUUCCGGUUGGUCUCCGGGUUCUUUUGGUUGAUGAUGAUCCAACUUGCCUUACCAUCUUAGAAAAGAUGCUUCGUACUUGUCGGUAUGAAGUUACCAAGACAAAUAGAGCUGAGAUUGCCCUAACCUUGCUCCGAGAGAAUAAGAAUGGGUUUGAUAUUGUUAUAAGUGAUGUUCAUAUGCCCGAUAUGGAUGGGUUCAAACUCCUGGAGCAUGUUGGGUUGGAAAUGGACCUUCCGGUUAUCAUGAUGUCUGCGGAUGAUAGCAAGCAUGUUGUGAUGAAAGGUGUUACACACGGAGCUUGUGAUUAUUUGAUCAAACCUGUGCCAAUUGAGGCACUUAAGAACAUAUGGCAGCAUGUGGUGAGGAAGAGGAAGAAUGAGUACAAAGACAUCGAGCAAUCAGGAAGUUGGGAUGAAGGGGAUCGAUCGCAAAAACAAGAAGAUGCUGUUUCAUCUCCUGCCAAUGAUGGGAACUGGAAGAAUUCGAAAAGGAAAAGUAGCGAGGAUGAUGAGAAUGAGGAAAAGGACGAGUCGACUUCUCUUAAGAAACCUCGGGUAGUUUGGUCGGUUGAGCUUCACCAACAGUUUGUGGCCGCUGUAAACCAGCUUGGCAUUGACAAAGCCGUUCCAAAGAAAAUACUGGAGCUGAUGAACGUUCCUGGUCUUACAAGAGAAAAUGUGGCUAGCCAUCUUCAGAAAUAUCGCUUGUAUCUAAGAAGGUUGAGUGGAGUAUCACAACACCAAGGUGGAAUAAACAGCUCGUUUAUGCCCCAGGAUACAGGUUUUAGCUCAAUGUCAUCGCUCGGAGGUAUUGAUCUCCAAACUCUAGCCGCUACUGGUCAACUUUCCGCUCAGACUCUAGCGGCAUACACCAGAAUCCCUCCUCCUAUUAAACCCGGCAUGUCAAUGCCGUUUGUCGACCAGAGAAAUCUCUUUAGUUUUGACAACAAUAAGGUAAGAUACGGAGAUCCACAACAAGCACAGAUCAGCAAAACUAGUAAGCAAAUGAACCUGCUGCACGGAAUCCCGACAUCUAUGGAACCUAAGCAAAUCGGAGGAUUAAAUCAAUCUGUACAAUCCCUUGGGAAUAUGAACAUGCAAGCUAAUGCUACAAGUAGUCAUCAAAAUAGUUCUUUAAUGAUGCAGCAGAUGGUCCCACAACACUCACGGGGUCAAAUUUUAAACGAAAAUGUCAAUGCUCAAGCUUUACGGAUUCAAUCUUCGAUCGGGCAGUCAUUGCAGUCAAAUGGGACCGGAAGUUCAGUUAUAUCGAGAAAUAAUGUGCCUUAUGAUCCAGUUGCUCAAGCUGGCCCGGUGGUAGAUUACUCUGUCAACCAGAUCUAUGAUUUACCAAGCAAUAGCUUCCCUCUUGGUAGUACCCCAGGGAUAACAUCUAACUCGGAAAUUAAAGUAACGAGAGGAUUUGUUGGGAGUUACGAUAUUUUCAGCGAUCUUCAGCAGAAGCCUCAAGAAUGUUAUUUGCAGAAUCCUAACAUGUCGUUUGGUGGGCCCUCCCAACAUGUAUCGUCUAUGCAAAGCAGUGUGAAUGUUGCACCCUCGGUUUUGGUAAACCAGUCCUAUAUUUCCUCUCAUAAGAAUGAACAGAAUGGGAACACCAUUCCCGGGAAUCCGAUUUUUUCAGUCGGAUUAGAAAAUCAAAACGUGGGUACGCAGAACGUCAAUCAGAACAUCAACAGCGUAGUCAUUAAUCAUUCUUCAAAGGUGAAGGCAGAGAGUGUUUCUGACGUGGAGAGCCCGGGAGCCCACCUCUUUUCCGAGCACUAUAGUCAGGACGAUUUGAUGAGUCUUCUUAAGCAGGUAAGGAGCAGCAAGAAGGCAUCGGAUCGGACUACGACUAUGAUGGGUAUACCUUGGAUAAUAUUCCUAGGAUAGGAAUAUAAUACGACUUUAAAAUUCCGGUCUUGAGAUUGUGAAUGUACAUAAUUGCUGCUGCAAAUUGGUGAGGAACUCCAUAUACACUAAAAGAUUUAAACCCGCGUCUGGACCGCCAUUUUCAGCUAAAAAACAGCUUUCAUGGUUGGUAUAGAUUUAGUUAUUCUAUCGUUCGUUAUAAUUCAAAAAAGUUUUGAUUGUUUCUAAGGCUGUGUCGUUCGUGGUGAUUACUGCAUAGCUUUGUGCAUAUGAAAGGGGUGGGAGAAGUCUGCAGAUUGGUAGAGGAGUUUUAUUCUUGUUCUUUGUUACUCUUGUGUUCUUCUAACUUGAAUAUCCACACUUAAAUGUGUAGCUUUUAGACUUUGAUGUACAAAUCUCAUUUGAUUGCUCAGGAUAAUGCUCUUGAGAAUUAUUUUUUCUUUGGUUGCUUCUUUGUGUAUUGGUUCUUUUAAGGAUAUUUGCUUUCUCCUUUUUUUUUAAUUUUUUUUUUAAAUUAAUGACCCCAUACUUCUCUUUGUACCCAAUUGAAUGAUGUUUGUCAUUAUCUUUGGUAAAAUUUACUCUCGUUUAAGAUGGUUUAUUUGUGAGAUAGUCUUAAA